Messenger RNA from Macrosteles quadrilineatus (aster leafhopper), 1825 nucleotides. Its product is annotated as 5'-AMP-activated protein kinase subunit beta-1-like. Gene Ontology annotation, biological process: signal transduction. The coding region runs from base 140 to 970 and encodes 276 amino acids. Gene Ontology annotation, molecular function: protein kinase binding. The record is from RefSeq and is a predicted model, not a curated record. The transcript has 6 exons. Gene Ontology annotation, cellular component: cytoplasm; nucleotide-activated protein kinase complex; nucleus. NCBI's taxonomy places the organism in Eukaryota, Metazoa, Arthropoda, Insecta, Hemiptera, Cicadellidae.
CAGUUCAGCAAAUGUCAUAGGGUAAGGUUAAGUUUAUGUUUAUUUUAUUCCAAAUUUCAGUUAGGGAUGAAAAUUAGAUUCAUGUAAGGUGUUUGUAAUAUUAACUGCUAGAAAAUAAAUAUUUAAGUAAACCUAAACCAUGGGUAAUGCUGGUAGUGGACCUGGUCGAGACAGACAAAAGCCUGGGGAACCUAGUGCUCCUCACUCACCAAGCAAAGAAGAACAAGCUUUUGUAUUUGACAAAAAACCAAAUAAUAAACUAGUAUUUCAGUCAUCCCAUGAUGAAGAGGAACCGUAUUUUACCAAAGGACGUGAUGCUUCGGAUAAUGAAAUUGGAGCUCCUAGGAAAAGGGCUGCAACUCUUUCUGAAGGAUCCAAAAUCCCAACAGGAAUUGAUGAUACAGUUUUACCAACAGUGUUCAAAUGGGAAGGAGGAGGGAAAAAUGUGAUGAUAAGUGGGACUUUUUCUGAUUGGUUGCCUCUACCCAUGGUGAAAAGCCAUGGAGACUUUGUGACAAUAAUUGAUUUACCUGAAGGUGAACAUCAGUACAAAUUUUAUGUGGAUGGAGACUGGAAAUAUGAUCCUGGCGCGAGAAUAACCGACAACGGGAUGGGCUCUAAGAACAACCUUGUCACGGUGAAACGGAGCGACUUUGAAGUGUUCCAAGCGCUUGCCAUGGACAGUGAGAGUGCCUCAGACAGACAACAGAGAGAAUACUCACAAGAGAUUCCAACAAACAGACCGUGGGAGAAGCCGUCGGGACCCCCUAUCCUGCCUCCUCAUCUACUGCAAGUCAUCCUCAACAAGGACACUCCAUUGUCGUGUGAGCCAACCCUACUUCCAGAGCCGAACCAUGUAAUGUUGAACCAUCUGUACGCUCUGUCCAUCAAAGAUGGCGUAAUGGUAUUGAGUGCGACACAUCGCUACCGCAAGAAAUACGUCACCACUCUGUUGUACAAACCUAUCUAAAGUGGAUAUUGUUACCAUUACACAGGUCUAUAGGCCUUGCUCGUCUAAAGGGUCAAUUCAAAGUUGUAUUUGAGGAUGUUAAAGCUUGGUUUAGGCGCCUACACAGUUAGAUGGGUUGAUGUGGCCAAGUUAACGUUCUACUGUCCUUGUUUUACAAUUCAUUGUCUUUGAUGUUUGUAAAGUGCUUGGAUGAGAAUUUUUCAUUCCUCUACACUAUGAACAUAAAAUACUGCAUGAUUGGAGAAGCCAGAGUUCAGAAUCAACUUCACUGACUGUCUGGCUCGACUUAAACCUGCGCUACACAUAUUUGAUAGCCGAAAAAUAAAUUGCCCGUUAACUUCACACAAGUAAAACAGCCUUAAUGCAGACAUUUUUUAGUAAUCUUACUACUUUGUAUUGGAAAUUUUUAAUGUUUUUUUAUAAUUUAUCAAAAUUGGCAUUCACCCCAUGAAAAAUAAAAUAAUAUCAAGUUUUAAAAUCCUCUGAUACUUAUUUUCACCCUCGGUAUAUUAUUGAUGUUUUAAUUGUAAAUAACUGCUUGAUAUUAAUUUAAGUUCUAGAAAGUCAUAACUUUGGAUUGUUUGUUUGUCAAAUAUUUUGUAUAGACGUUAACUUAGGGUUAGUUGCUUUCUUUAAGUGGGUGUAGCAUUUCCGAUGCAAGGUGAUAUUUGGAUAAGAAAAACUGGUAGGAUCACGACUAGUUCUCAAUUGAAAUGCUUGAAAUGAAUAACAUUGGGUUUCACACUAUUGGACACAUUAUUUGUACUAGAGGUUGAAAACUCAACCAAUAAUAUGUAUUGUGCAAACUUUUCUAUUUUUACCCCACGCUGUAAAUAAAACAUGUAUUGGAAUUUC